AUGUCGGGAGACAUCAAUAGCCAGGCCUUUUGGAAUGAAUUUAUGCGAAGGCCCGAUGCGAAAGCGGCCUAUCAAGCUGAAAGGCGCCUGCAGGAGAAGAAGCGCUUGUGGCUAGAAGAGCGCAAAGUGAUCGAGGAGCGUGGCGAGCACCGACGGAUGAUUGCGGAUGCCUUGGAGGAAGCUCCUGCUGAGCUGAAGAAGCUCAUAGCACCGAUGUUUCAUAUCCGCUUUGUGGAAGAUUACUUGUGGAUGAUCUUCGAUGAAUGUGCUAAGAAGCAGAAGAGUUUCCACGACAAGCUGCGAGACGCUGGGACUAUGGACCAGCUGCUGCGAAUGCGGGAGAACUUUCAAACGGGCGGCGAGGAGCGGAUGUUAGAGUUGGAAAAAGAGUGGCAUGCCCAAUGCAAGGCGAUGUCCGAUGCGGAAGAAAGAAAGAAGGAGAAACUGCCUCAGAACAUCGAUAUCCACACGCUGAAGCAGGUGCUUGAAUAUGCCCAGGAGUGCAAGCGUGAAGGGAACUUCAAGUUUCAGGAGGGUCUGUAUGAGGAGGCCUUACAUAUCUACAGCCAAGCUGACGACGUGAUGAAGAAAUGGAAGGUGGAUAAGCAGUUGAAAAAUGAAGCAAAGUGGCUCAAAGACUACCAUAUUGCUUGCCUCAAGAACAAGGCUCAAGCGGCCUUGAAACUGGAACUUUUCCAAACUGCCCUGGAUGCAUCUGAGUCUGCCCUUGCGAUUGACGCGGAGGACCACAAAGCCUGGUACAGGAAGGUGCAAGCUGAGAAGGGGCUGGGCAAAUUCAAGGAGGCCGAGGAGUCUCUCGCAAAGCUGGAGGACGUGGCACAGUGGUGUCCUGAUCGAAGACGCAUUCUGCGCGAUUGCGAACAAGAGAGAACGAGGAUCAAAAAUGCCCGAGUGAAGCACAAGCAAUCAACGCAAGAGAUGCUGGGAAGGGCCUUUCAGGCAGGUGUCUUCAGCCUUGAUCGUGACAGAGAACUGGAGGAGGCCACCAAGAAGCUGGAAGAGCCGGCCAUGCCGCGGCCGCAGGCCCUUGCUGACCAGAGGAAGCCUUUGGAGGCUCGACCGCUUGAAAGGAAUAUCCAGCUCACGGCUGCUCUGGCGGGUGAUCUGAUGGAUGAACUCGCCACCGCGUAUGGUCAAAAGUGGUUCCAGGAGCGAGUGCGAAAGUGUGCUCGAGAUUCUGGCUACGAGAGAUCCGUUUUCCUCAUGCGCUUGAAGGACGUUGCUUUCGAGGUUCAGAAGCCGGUUCUGGAAAAAUGGGGCUUUGAGGGCAACGAACAUGGUGUGCGAGAAAUGACUGCUGCCAUUCGUGAACAUGCUGGGAAGAAUGGCAAGGAGAUGCCACAAUGGCUCAAAGAGAAGCAAGACAGGCGAGAUGUGGCUUCUGAGAAGAUUGAGAAGGAGGAAUCCGAGGCGAUUCUGGUGGCUUUUCGGGUGGUGAAAGUGGAGCAAGCGAAUUCGGUCGCCUCCAUCUCCACCUCGACCUCUCCGGAGACGAAGGCCACCACAGUGGACAAGGAGAAGGACUUGGCAAAUGCGGUAGAAGCCCUGGCACCAUUGCAGGAGGUUGAGGCAGAAGACCAGAACUCGCCCGAGGGCCCAGUGGAUCCAGUGACAGAUUCGACAGAUGGCGCAGUGGGUCAAGCAUUGGCGCGCCACAACCCACAGAUCCUGCGAUUGAGCUUAGCAGCGCAAAUGAAGCGAGCACCAACAAUGGCGCACGCGAGAUUGCAAUUCCUGCUUCGACGGCUGCAUGAAACUGAUGCGAUUGCGAAGAAGAAGCGACUGAUGCCAGAAAAGAUAGUUUAUGAUGCUGAGCAGGCAUCUUUGGCAGAGGAGUUUGCCUUGCAACUUCAAGAGCAAGCCGAGCGAGAGCAGGCUGAGUUGGAGUUGGUCAAGGCAGCCGUGGGCACCAUCUUUUCCGUCCGAAAGCCCCGGGAUGCCGUGGCGGGCACCGCCAGCGGUCUAAAGACCAUGGCGAGGGGUGUUGGAGUGGGCUUGGCAUCGCUUGUCACGUUGCCGGCCAUUGGCGCCAAGACAGGUGGCAUCAAGGGCUUCGCGAAGGGCUGCGGCACGGGCCUAGCCACCUGCGUGGGCAGCACGGUGGCGGGGACGUUAGUUGGAUCCGGUCAGAUUGUGCGUGGUGUGGUGAACACGCCCAGUGCCAUCGUGCGCACGGCGCGGGGAGAGGUGUGGAACACGGAAACGCGCAAGUGGGAGAAGGACUGGUACUCGUUGCCGGAAGAAGCUGCUGAAGUCCUUGGAAGCCAGAGCGAAUUGAACGAAGAGGCUCAAAGCAGCCGACCCUCGCGACCCGCAAGGAAGGUGGCACAUCGUGAGCUCUACGAUCUGCUAGGUGUACCUCCUGAGGCCGCUGAGUCCGAGAUCCGCCGGGCUUUUUACAAGAAGAGCCUGGCGUUACAUCCAGACAAGAAUCCCGACAAUCCAGAAGCCACACGGCAGUUUCAGGCUGUCAGCGAUGCGUAUCGAAUUCUGGGUGAUGAGGAGAGAAGGCGAGCUUACGAUGAGUUGGGCAAGGACACAGCAGCUGCGAACUUGCCCAAGAUCGAGCCCGUGGUGUUCUUCGCCGCGCUCUUCGGGACGCAUCACUUCGAGCCCUACGUGGGACGACUGCGGCUGGCGCAAGAUGUGGAUAGCGAUGUGCAGUCUAUGUUGCGGGAAAUUGUCGCAGCAGAAGAGGAGGACGCUGGACAGCUUGACCUUCUGAAGGUGAGUCGGGCGCACAAGCGCAUGCAGGUGCUGGAGAAACGCCGGCAGGUGCAAUGCGCAGUCGACCUGGCUCAACGCCUAGAACCAGUGGUUGUGGCACCAAAGGAAUCGAAGAAGCAGGCGUGGGAGCAGUGGGAAGCCGAACGACGGGCAGAAGUGCAGCGCUUGGCGCAGGUGCCCUCUGGGCUUGAGAUGCUGUACCAUAUCGGUUGGCUUUAUGUCAACGGUGCUCAGCAGUGGUUGGCUGGCAGUGCGCUACGACGGCUCUCAGCCAAAGUUGAAGCCAAAGCGCACUUGUUGAAGUCCAAGGGGGAGCUUGCGGCCGCCGCAGGCCGCACCGCCUAUUCGGUGAAUAGCAUUGUGAAGAGCACAGAGAAGAAGAAGCAAGAGAAGGAAAAGGCAAAGGCCGAAAAGGCCGAGAAGGCCAAGAAAGAGGCCGAAGCGGCCGAAGCGGCCGAAGCGGCCGAAGCGGCCGCAGCCGAGGAUGUCAAAAACUCCACUGAGUCGACGGAAAAGGCCUCGAAAUCCUCGUCCCACCGUGGUGCCGAGGCUGGGACCAGUUCGACCCAUUCGAAGGCCGCUGCUUCGGAACCCGCAGCAGCUGGUCCAGCGAAGCCCUGCAAGGUGUAUGGACCCGGCACCAUUGUGAUGCUGAGCAAUCUCAGGAGCAAUGUGGAGCUGAACGAAGAGGUUGGUGUCAUCGAACGCUUCGAUGAGGAAUCUGGCAGGUACAUUGUGCACCUGAGUGAUGGAGGACAACCCCGGAAGCUGAAAGCUGAGAAUCUCAUCGUGGUGGAGGAUCCAGAGCCAGACCCUCCAGAGCCUCAAGAGAAAGGAUCAGCAUCCCAAGAGGGUCCGAAGGAAACGAAGGACGAAAAGGAGACCACAGAAGAUUCCUGGGCGCCUGGAGAUGAAGCGGAGAUGGCAGAAGCCUUCAAGGAUACCAUGCCCUUGUUUCAUGACGCCCUGUGGAGAGUCACAGCCAUUGACAUUGAGUACACUCUUGCCAAAGUGAUGCAGCGGGUUCUCCGCGACAUGUCCGUUGACAAGGCAAGCCGACAGCUUCGUGCUGAGGCCCUCUAUCGCCUCGGCAAAAUCCUUCAGGAGCCGUUGAAGGAGAAGCGCCAAGAAAAGACCUCCGGCAAGGCCGUGGAGACUGAGGCGCUCGUUGAGAGGCAGACAAGUUCCAGGUCAAUUCUGGCCCGUUUGUCCCGCUUACCUUGGCGUUCUCGCAGACGCGACACCGAGGCAAAGAGCAGGGAGCAAGAUGCGAAGCAGAAGCAAAUGGAGGCUGCCUUGCUGCUCAUGGCGGCAGGGGCCUCCACCGACGACGUGGAUGAAAUGCUGGCGGCCAGGUCAGCGAUGGAAUCUGAGUCGUUUCACGGGACCAGAUGUUGA
Cladocopium goreaui is the source of this 4146-nucleotide messenger RNA. NCBI's taxonomy places the organism in Eukaryota, Dinophyceae, Suessiales, Symbiodiniaceae. The record is from the annotation of a GenBank genome assembly.